GGAAGUGGGUCAGGCCGGGCAGACACUGAAAGAUGGGCUGGGGAUGGAAGUGGAUAUGCUGUGUGGCGGUUCUUAAACUUUUAUACCAUAGAAGCCAUUGCGAUGUUAGUGAAGGAAAUGUAAGAAAUGGUCGACAGAAAGCAACAGAGGAGUUUUCAUACUUUGAAAAAGUGGUCCCAGUGAUCAGAACAAGACGGAGUGCCAGAGACGCCGUGACUUGGGCUGAGAAUCAGCAUCUGGAUGAAGUAGAAGUAGUAGUAGAAGCAUUUAAUAAAACAUUUACACUAGACCUUAAACUUAAUAAAAAUUUAUUUGGAGAUAAGUUUAUAGAAAAACAUACAACAAAUGGAAAACCAAUAGUAAGAAGAUACAAAGAUCAUAAAAACCAUCACUGUUUUUAUCAUGGGAAGAUCAGACAUGAAGAGGAAUCUCUAAUAGCACUAAGUACCUGUGAUGGGUUAAGUGGGUUAUUUCAAGAUGGUACAGAGCAGUAUUAUAUUCAGCCAGUAGCUGGUUCUACAGGCUUUCAUCAUCAUGUAUUUAGAGCAUCAGAUAGACAUGAGCAGCAUCUGAGAUGUGGUACUGGUGACCAUGCCCAUGAUUUUCCUUCUUUUUACCACCGUUCACUUAACUCUAAACACUUACACAGGCUUCGCAGAGCCAUCAGGGGUCCCUAUAAUAGUGGUAAAAAGACCAGAUACGUGGAAUUAUUCUUAGUUAGUGAUCACAGACAGUUUGACAUGCAUGGAAAAAAUGUUGCAAAAGUAAUCCAGAGGAGUAAAGAAAUUGGCAACAUUGUCAGUGCUUUAUACAAUGAGCUAGACAUCUAUGUGGCAUUGGUAGGAGUGGAGGUGUGGGACAGUGGGGAUAAGAUUAUAGUAGAUCAGGAUGCUGAUGUAACCCUCAACAACUUUCUCUCCUAUAGAAAAACAUUUCUCAACCCCCACUUUCCCAAUGAUAACGGCCAACUUAUCACUGGUCAAUCAUUUAAAGAUGGCAUUGUGGGUAAAGCUCUCAAGCGUCCCAUAUGCACAUACCGCUACUCUGGCGGUGUUAAUACGAGGUGGUGUAUUUGCAAACAGAAUUCUGGGGAAAGCAUCUCAGACUCCUAUGUGUUCCUUCCGGUAUUCAGGGGGUGUUGUUAGGGUAGGAAGUUUUCUUUCACACUAGUUGGUUUUCCUUGUUAUUUCACUGUGUACACAUUUUGCUUUUGUUAUAUUGUUUGUUACAAAUUCAGGUGUUCUGUAGUGUAGUAUUACUGAAAUGACACAAAUUGUCAUUGUGAACUCAUGCAUUUUAGAGAGAAUCUGUUACUGUAAGUGGAUUUUUGACAUAAACGAUACCCCUUUGUUACCAGGUCAAGAGUUAGAAUAUUGUUUUAUAAAACUUUUUAAGUUUCAUUUUUCACUGAAAAUAAUGAAAACUGUUAUAUUUCUUUGGUUCCCAAAGCACUAAGAAAAACUACUGUUUAAGGCAAAUGCUUGAUGUGGUAACUUCAAAAAGAUCUAAUAGUC
Messenger RNA from Lingula anatina, 1514 nucleotides. RefSeq names its product disintegrin and metalloproteinase domain-containing protein 9. Gene Ontology annotation, biological process: membrane protein ectodomain proteolysis. NCBI's taxonomy places the organism in Eukaryota, Metazoa, Brachiopoda, Lingulata, Lingulida, Lingulidae. Gene Ontology annotation, molecular function: metalloendopeptidase activity. The record is from RefSeq and is a predicted model, not a curated record.